Messenger RNA from Cylicocyclus nassatus, 516 nucleotides. The record is from the annotation of a GenBank genome assembly. Lineage: Eukaryota; Metazoa; Nematoda; Chromadorea; Rhabditida; Strongylidae.
AUGUUGCUCGGCGGAACUUUGUUAAUGCUCAUAUGCUCGGAAGCUGCAGCUUUCUAUAAACCCAGCCUGCCCUGGAAGCCGAUCAAGAACAAAUCUAUUGGUACAAAUGCACCUAUGCCUUCUAGCACUCAUAGAGGAACAAUCGACUGGUGUUCAUACUGGAGAGCGCAUGGCGUUGAAAGAUGUAUCGCUCAAAGUCGAAGAUGGCGACGACCAGCAAGACCUUUAGAUGCCUAUAAGCUCAGUGACAACUCUCUACUAAAGGAUCUCCCCACAUGUCAGGCAAGGUUUCUUCUAUCUACUUGUGUUUCCAGCGAUAUAUGCGGCACCGGAAAGUUAUGUAUGGAUACUACUAGAGUCCUUUGCUGCCAACCUCCACUAAACGAAUGCUCUACAAAGGCUCAGCUUGGAUUCAAGUGUGUGGCAAAAUCACCCGUCAGCUGGUGCUCGACUAACGAUGACUGCGGUGGAAGAACGUGCUGUCCGACGGGUUGUGAUUAUAAUAUCUGUGUUUAG